Girardinichthys multiradiatus is the source of this 5713-nucleotide messenger RNA. It is a transcript of the gene fam131bb, whose product is annotated as family with sequence similarity 131 member Bb. Lineage: Eukaryota; Metazoa; Chordata; Actinopteri; Cyprinodontiformes; Goodeidae. The transcript has 10 exons. Bases 501 to 1898 code for a protein of 465 amino acids. The record is from RefSeq and is a predicted model, not a curated record.
GCAAGCAGGAAAGGGAGACAGAGAGAAAAUCCCCCAUUUUAGCUCAACAGUAUUACAGCAGUGCAGCGAUAUCUACAACAAUGGCAGUCUGGCACUCUCAGCACUGUGCUAUUGAUCCAAGCAGUGGAAACCCAAUACUUGAACACGCUCUUUGAUUUUUUUUUUUACAUGUAGUUUUCAGUUGAAAUUGAAAAACUGCAGAAAUUCUCACUGAACAUGCUCAGUAGUACAGGCACACUGACUUACUAACCGGAUCUCUUCUAAGACACCGCACUGGAGACAGAGAGCACGAGUGAGGGAGUGAGCGAUCGAGCAAGCGCAGGAGGGGGAGAGAGGAACAGAGUGAGCACAGCAGAGUAAAAAGAGGAAAAAACAGAACAGAGGAGGAGGAAGAAGAAGAAGCAUAGAGAAGGAGAGUGUCACAAGAGGAAGGAGGAGGAGAAUGCUUGGCGUCUGGGCAACACUUCCACGCUUUUGUCCAGAGCCUUUGUGAAUACACCAUGGGAUGCAUCGGCUCCAGGAGACUGACUGCGGAUGGCGUGCCAGUCCAAAAGGAUGGGGAACAACAUGGACGUUCAGAGUUUUCAUGGGAAGGAAUCAAUCUGUCCAUGGAGGACACCACAUCAAUCCUGCCUCGGCUCAAGAGGAACUCAAAUGCCUAUGGCAUCGGGGCUUUGGCUAAGUCUUCUCUGUCAGGUGUGUCAGGAGUCACCCGCACCAUGAAGGAGAGAGUGACCAAGCCCACGGCCAUGGCCCAGGGUCGUGUUGCCCACAUGAUCGAAUGGCAAAACUGGGGCAUGCAGACGGUUGGUGCAGGAGGUAUCCCCCAGUCCCGCAUCAGCACCCAGGAAAGGGAGAAAGAGAGGCGGGCAGAGAACGACGCCUACAGCGACCUCAGCGAUGGAGAGAAGGAGGCUAGAUUUGCUGCAGGCAUUCUGCAGCAGUUUGCAAUCUCAGAAGCAACUCUCUUGGCGUGGUCGUCAAUGGAUGGGGAGAGCCCGAGGUCGAGUUCAAAUCAGGGCAGCGUAGCUCACCUGAGCGAGGUCAACCAGGAGAGCAUCACCAGUCGAGAUCAGAUAUUACACCAUUCCUCAGCAGAGGUGUGGCCUCACACUUACGUUUCCCACGGCCACUACUGCCUCUCAUCCUCCGACGCCUGGGAACCGACCAACAACGACCCUUCUGGCGUGGCGUCCCCCCCAGCAGGCUCUUACAUCAUGGGGACAGACGGCUAUGAUGGGCAAGUGGCGGCUCACUUCCUGUCCCAGCAGCAGCAGCAGCAGCAGCAGCAGCAGCAGCAGCAGCAGCAGCAGCAGUACAACCUUCAGCAGCAGAGCCAGCUCCAGCAGCUGCAGCAGCUCCAACAGAUCCAGCAGUACCAGCAACAACAGCUUCUGCAGUAUCAGCAACAACAGGCUCUGGAGCACAGGCUGCACAGUGCCAACCAUUCUCUGCAGGCGACACCCAACAGCACCAUCCACAGUCUGGUUCAUCAGGUCCACCCUCCGCUGGUUGAUCUGUGGAACACGGGGCAGAUGGAGGCCUAUCAGGCAGAAGCCGGAGGCUACAUGGGAGUGGCGGCGGUGGUGGAGGCGGGCAUGUGUGUUCCGGCGGGAGAGGAGGUGGUAGGAACCGAGCACUCCCCAUUACUAGAGCAGCAGGAGGAGGAGGAGCAGGUCAAGGAAGAAGAUAUAACGCUGGCCCUGGAACAGGAGUCGACCAUGUUGACUCCAUCCACGCAACAAGGAGAUGCCUCUGGAGGCAGUAGUCCGGGGCAACCGCCAGUGGAGCCAAUCACAGAGCGCAAGGCCUCCGAUGUCACCUCUGGCCUCAUUCAGAUGCUGGAGGAGGAGGAGGAAGAGGAGGCAGGGCCAUCUAUCUCCAUGGCCACCAACUGAGGUCCUGAUUAUUAAAAGAUUCCUGAAUACAAACGAACCUCGGAGUCAGCAAGGGACGAGCAACAUACAACAACAUAUAUCUAUUAAUCUGUUCCUUUUCAGGUAUCAAAAACUUUUCGGUUUAAAGGUGAAUUCCUUAAAAUGACUCACAAUGAGACAUGAGCUCAUGCAACAAAGGACACCUCUGUUUUUGUAAGCUUUACAUCCCAAAGGUUUGAAAAGUAGAGCGAAAACAGAGCGGAGGAGGUGAACAGGAACCAGACUGUGAUGAAGAGGAUGGAAACAUGCAUGCUUUUUCUUUGAAGACCAACAACUCAACUCUAUCUUUGUCUUAUGAUAAAAAUAAAAAUCUAACAUAAAUCAGCAUAAUAAGAGGAACAAUUUUUGUAAUAAAGUUAAAAAAAAGAACAGAUAGAGAUGUAUAAGUGUGGUCUUACAGGUUUCCUGAGGGAGAACUGCUCUGUUUACAGCCCUUUCUUAACACAUUCAUUUUCUUCUUGGAUCAAACACAUGCACCCUAAUACUGCAAAAAGCAACCCAAGCAGUUUCAUAGAUGCUUUAAGAAGUCUCAGCAUUUCAGUGAAAUGCAGUUUAACUCCUCUGAAAUCAAUUCUCCUGCGACGUUGUGGCACAACCCAUGGGCGAGCCCGCUCUGCUGACUACACACACCCGACCCAGCACAGAUAAGGAUUGUACUGUAAGAUAGUGUGCUUCCUACUCUGUCUCUCUGUAUGCAUGUCUUUCAGAGUACCACGGAGUACCUGUAACUAUACAGCACUGUAAAAGACUUUGCACUGAACUGUUGCAAUCCCAGGUGGGAGUUCCUUGAUGGAGACGGCUGCACAUGCGACUUUAGUUGGGUUCUUGUUGUUGUUUUAUUGCACUAAAGCAGUCCAGUAGAUCAGAGUUUGUCUUUGGACUGUUGGCAUUAACGCAAUUCCCACCCUGACAACCAAAACCACCCGAGCCGCUUCAUGACACAGGAACACUCAGCUGCUUUGUUUUUCACAUAGAUCCUGACACACCAAGUAUGUUGACCACAAUUCUGAAUGUACUGGACAACGGGGGCCGGUGCACGGGCGAUGAUGAGUCACUACGGCCCGCGCCGUACACACGGACAUGGAAAUAUCUAAAUUGUAACCAGCAAUAGGCAGAGGAAACACUGGCCUUCCAAAAAAGUCCAGCUCUGUCAUUAAGAUGUAAAUACAAAUAGUAGAAAUUGCCUCUCAGUCACAGUCACGGCAAUUCUUUUGCAGUAUGAUUUCUUUAUUUUUCUACGCCUCUUGGGUCCUAAUUUAUUUUGGGGACUGCGCUCAAGCUUGCUUUGUUUUGUUUAAUGCUGCACAAUUAAAUAUGAAAUGGACUGAGCCAGUAGCUGGUUGAGCUCAAUCAGGUAACCGCACUGAAGACUGGAGGUGAAACAAGACUGGUGUCUUCCUGCUCAUCGUUACUACUGUGAAGCAGCUGCCUGGGUGGGAGUAAUGAGUGGGGAGCAUUUUUGUCCCCAAUUGAUUUCAUUUUAUUAAGGAAGAGUGCAUGUUUCCCAGUAGGAAGGGUGGUUAAACGGUGGUGGUGAACUUUCUGCUCCUGUCUGCUUGUCUCUUUAUAAUGUCUGGGAAACACCUUCUCUUGCUUUGAGGACACUUUGAAGACAACAUCUGCAGUUUAUUGACUUGUAUGAAUUUAUUUAUUGAGUGCUUCUUUAUGCAAUGUCAGGGGACAAUAUUUAUUUUUCUACUGCCUUGUUGAGAUCCCUUCCAGUAUAAGUUAGGAUAGGUGUCAGGGCUAUAAAGCAGACUCGUUUUGUUCUGGUUUUGAGCACCUGUCUGCCCAGAGAUAAGAGACUGAUUGUUUGGCAGCUCCUCGUGGGAAAUAAUUGAACAUUGCCUUGCAAAAAUAUUCCCCCUCUUAUACCCCUAAAUAAAAUCCAGUACACCCAAUCGCCUUCAGUCUUUGCCUAAUUAGUAAAUAGUGAGUCCACCUGUAAUCACCAUGUAAAUCCAGCUGUUCUGUCAAGGUCUCAGAGAUUUGUUAGAGAACAUUAGCGAACAAACUGCAUAAUGAAGAACAAGGGACACAGCAGACUGGCCAGAGUUACAGUUUUGAAGAAUUUUAAAACAGGAUCCCAAGGUUUGAACAUCUAACAUUUCACUCUUCAACUCAUCAUCUGAAAAUGGAAAGAAUAUGACAGGCCUGGCAGGGAGGCCAUCAAUCAAAGAAGCAGACAAGAGGCUCAUAGUAACUCUGGAGGAGCUGUAGAGAUCCACUGCUUAGGACAAGAGCUCGUCAACAGGACAAAUAAUAGCCAUGCACUCCACAAAUCUGGCCUUUAUGGAAGAGUGGAAAGAUAAAAGCACUGGUUUAAAGACAUAAAUAUAUAAAGAGAUAAAUACAGGGUUAACUUAGAGGGAAACCUGUUAGAGGCUGAAAAGACUUGAGACUGAGUCAGAGUUUCACCUUCCAGCAGGACAAAGAAAAAAAAUAUUCAGCCCUUAGAUGUGCAAAGCUGGUAGAGACAAAACCUAAAAGAUUUGGGGAUGUAAUCAGAGCAAAGGGUGGUCCUACAAAUUAUUGUCAAGGGGAGAUGUGAUCCAAAGCAUGCCACACUUUUCCCAUUUUUACUUGUAGAAAUUGUUUAAUUCAUGUAUCAUUUUUCUUCUGCUUCACAACCAACCACUACAUUUUAGUUUGUCUAUCCUGUAAAAUCCACAUAAAACACAUUGACAUUGGUGGUGAAUACUUUUGCAAGGCCUUGUAGUCCGAAACUUGUUUUGGGAAGUUGUAACAACUUCUUAAGAAAGCUCAAACCCACAAACAGAACGUCUUUACACUAUGGCGAGUACUAAUUUAUUUAUUGAACCACUACUUGGUAGGGAGAAACACCUUGAUGAUGUACAGAGGUUAUUUCAUGUAGAUACCGACUCAUCUGGGAGCAGUAUCUUUUUUCUUUGAGUUUAAGCUGUAAUGUAGUUGAAAGAUUGAUGAUUUUGUUUGAGAUGAAAGCCUCACAGCUUAUUUGGGCCUGACUGUUUGCUUUUAAAAUAAGAUUUCAGAGGGAAAGCUGUGGAAAGGACACUGCUUCUCUUUGAGCUUUAUUGCUUUUUUCCUUCUUUUUAAAAAAAAAAUCAGUUGAUCUCGAUGAAUGAAUAAAGAAAUAACAUGAAACCAAAUAUAUUUCUGUGGAUGUUAAAGGUUUACUGAUCAUGUCCUUGUUAACCUUACCUGACUUCCUCCCGUUUUUAUCUAAUUUCCACUGCCGUCUCUGAGGAGUUUCAGUAACGUUUCUGCAGGCAGGAUGGUCAAAAAACUGCCUCUGAUCCUCUGCCUUCUUCUCUUCCUCUCUGUCCGUUCUGUAUACUUGUAUCUGCGUGUAUGUCUGUAUGUGUACAGUAAAAAAAAAAUGUCCACUGUCUUUUUGGAAAAAGUCACUGCCUGGAAUAAUAAACUUUUCACAUCAGUCAAAGAGGGAUUUGGAGCCCUCCAUAUGUGGAAUUUGGAGUUGUGUGCCGAAAACGGCUGUAUAAAAAACGAUAUAUAAAACCAGAUGACUUCUGUAAACAGCUGCAUAAAACUGGAUUUGUUUUAAACGAGGCAGUGUGACUGAUUACACACCUAUGCAUGCUUGUUGGACGGUUCUCACUGGUUGGUUCUUCCAUGUGGUUUCCCCUCUCUCUUCUGUCCGCAGCUCUCUCUUUCUUUCCCCUCCUUUUUCCUGCACGACACAGCCUCCUUCACCUUCUCCGGCUCUUCUACCUGUCUCCUUUUAUUUUCCUUCUGGUGGAGAAAGAGCAAAUAAACAGACCAAACAAAUUGCA